Molecule: messenger RNA, 1377 nt
Organism: Cataglyphis hispanica
Lineage: Eukaryota; Metazoa; Arthropoda; Insecta; Hymenoptera; Formicidae
Product: glycerol-3-phosphate dehydrogenase [NAD(+)], cytoplasmic-like
Exons: 8
Coding region: 142-1224 (360 amino acids)
Biological process (GO): carbohydrate metabolic process; glycerol-3-phosphate catabolic process
Cellular component (GO): glycerol-3-phosphate dehydrogenase (FAD) complex; cytosol
Molecular function (GO): glycerol-3-phosphate dehydrogenase [NAD(P)+] activity; protein homodimerization activity; NAD binding
Source: RefSeq, a predicted model, not a curated record
GCUAGAAAAUAUUUCACGAUCGCUGCUAAGGUCAGCGGGCUUCUAAGUCAAUCGGUCAGUCGUGGUCGGGCCUCGUGGUUGAUCGACUAUCGGGAAUUAUUAUAUAUUAUUUGGAACGGGAUUCUAAAAGAGAAAAGAAACAUGCCGAUCGCGAAGAAAAAAGUAUGCAUCGUCGGCAGCGGCAAUUGGGGCUCGGCAAUCGCGAAAAUCGUCGGGGCAAAUGUCACGAAAUACAAUAAUAUAUUCGAGACACGAGUGACGAUGUAUGUGUAUGAGGAAAUCAUCAACAAUGAAAAACUGACUGAUAUAAUCAACACUCUUCACGAGAACGUUAAAUAUUUACCUGGGCACAAACUUCCGGAAAAUGUGGUUGCCAUACCCGAUGUUGUGGAGGCCGCAAAGGAGGCCGAUAUCCUCAUUUUUGUCUUGCCUCAUCAGUUUAUUCGCACCUUAUGCUCGACGCUGCUGGAUAACAUAAAACCAACCGCGGUCGGUCUUUCUCUCAUUAAGGGUUUCGGACGAGGCGAAGGAAACAAUAUUGAGUUAAUCUCCAAGAUUAUCGAGAAAAAUCUAAGAAUACAGUGUAACGUUUUAAUGGGCGCCAAUCUCGCUAAUGAGGUCGCCGAGGAAAAGUUCUGCGAAACUACGAUUGGAUGUAAAGAUAAACGAUUGGCGCCGGUGCUAAGAGACCUCAUUCAGACUCAAAAUUUCCGAGUGGUUGUUGUAGAAGAUUGCGAGACUGUGGAAGUUUGUGGAGCUCUGAAGAACAUAGUGGCAUGCGCUGCCGGUUUUGUGGAUGGUCUCGGAUUUGGAGAUAACACAAAAGCCGCAGUCAUCCGAUUAGGACUGAUGGAGAUGAUCAAAUUUGUCGAUAUCUUUUACAGCGGUUCUAAACUUUCCACAUUCUUCGAAAGCUGCGGUAUGGCAGAUCUGAUUACAACUUGCUAUGGAGGAAGGAAUCGCAGAGUCUGCGAACAAUUUGUCAAAACUGGCAAGACUAUCAAGGCAUUGGAAGACGAACUGUUAGCCGGACAGAAGCUACAGGGACCAGCAACGGCAGAGGAAGUCCACGAUAUGCUGAAGGCGCGUGGCCUGGCGGACAAGUUUCCACUAUUUACAGCGGUGCAUCGCAUCUGUAUCGAUCAGUUGCGACCGGCGGAUCUCAUUGAUCAGAUCCGUAGUCAUCCCGAGCAUGUGGUGAGAUUAGAAGAGGGAAGUGCAUAAUUCAUAUAGAAUUAACUGCAUUCAAUUGGACUCUUGUAGGAACAACCUGAAACAUCAGGAAGGAAAUAAAUUAAGCAGUAAAGACUUGUACUCUACGCAUCUAUUAUAAUUAUAUUGCUGUAAAUAAAGAUAUCUUAAUUAUAUGAAAUAAAA